This is a messenger RNA of Octopus sinensis (East Asian common octopus), 836 nucleotides long. RefSeq lists its product as uncharacterized. Lineage: Eukaryota; Metazoa; Mollusca; Cephalopoda; Octopoda; Octopodidae. The record is from RefSeq and is a predicted model, not a curated record. The transcript has a single exon. Bases 65 to 808 code for a protein of 247 amino acids. Gene Ontology annotation, biological process: protein refolding; response to heat. Gene Ontology annotation, molecular function: protein folding chaperone.
CUCGCGAAGGUUUUCCGAACGACAGAAACAGUUCAUCGAGGACUUUGACAGGAAGUUUAACGACAUGCGUCCCCGUUUGGGUGGGACGAGUCUGCUCUCCCCGAAGCAAAUGGAUUCGUCCUUCGUGAGCGACGAAGACCGAGUGAAAAAGUACCAAAUCCGAAUGAACGUGGCCGAGUUCGAGCCGCAGGACAUAUCAGUUCGCGUGGACAACGGACUACUCAUUGUCGAGGCCGACCGCAAGGAAACCACCCCCAAAGGAGUCAUUUCCACGAGGAAAUUCCGCAAGACGGCGACGAUACCGCACAACGUGGACUCGGACUCGUUGGUGAGUACUCUGUCGAGUGACGGAAUCAUCACCAUCGAGGGAGCCGUGAACAACCCUCCCGAGUACGACUCACCCAAGUUGGACAUCCGUCUGGGGUCCACCCUACAGAGUCGGGAUCGACUGUCCUCGUGGGACAAGGGCAGAGGCCGACAGAACGUAUUCCGGCCGAUGGGGGACCCGGGGGUCAUCGACAUUCUGGGGACCAAGUUGUGGCGACUCAAACUGAAUUGCGAGCCUUUGGAGUCUUCGGCCAUUCGAAUAACAUUGAACGAGAACAAGCUGAAUCUGAGGGGCACACUCGUGCAGGUGUCGGAGGGGUGCAAGUCCACCAACGAAUACACGCAGGACUACACUCUCCCCAACAACUGUGAUUUGGACUGCAUUCAAGCCUACUUGGAGUCGGGCAAACUCAUUGUGGAGGCCAAACUGCAGGACGAGUAUCAGCCCACGCGCGAACUCAUCGACAUUGUGCGCAUUUAACCAACUUAACACACUAACACUCUCAAUA